GAACAUCUGGCUGCAAUGAUGCAAAGAGCAGCGACCAUCACGUCAGACAAGGAGAUGCUUUUAAACCUGAUGAAAGACCUGAAGCAAGAGGAGCUGAAAGGCUUCAAGUGGUUCCUGAAGAUCAGGGAUGUGAGCUCAGGCUUCCCACAGAUCCCAGUGGGUCCCCUGGACGAGGCCGAUGCCUCAGACCUGGUGGACCUGAUGAUGAAGACCUACAGCCACAGCGCUCUGCAGGUCACCAAGGACAUUUUAAAGAAAAUUAACAGGAAUGAUCUGGUGGAGAUGUUUCCAGGCACCAGCUGCAAGAGGAAAUAUAAGAACUACUCAGCUUCCAGAGAAAUGCCUCGCAGCGUUAAGCAGCUUCUAGCUGAAACCCUGGAGGACCUGAAGGAGGAAAGCUUUCAGAAGUUUGUCUUCCAGCUGCUGGACCGCAGCGAGGAGCCGCGGGUCAGACGCUGCAGGGUGGAGGGGAAGAGCCGCCUGGACAUCGUAGAUGUUCUGGUCUCCACCUUCACGGAGGUCAAGGCUGUGGAUGUCACCGAGGAGAUCCUGAGGAGCAUCGGCUGCAACCAGCAGGCGGAGGAACUCAAAAUGCCUCCAAAAACGGCCAAAAAGAUUUUAAGUAACAAACUGGAGGAUCUGUCCGCCGAAAACUUUAAGAAGUUCCGAAGAGAACUGGUGGACCGGAAGGACGGAGUCAAGAUGAACCAGGUGGAGGAUAAGGACUACAUGGUGGUUUCAGAGGUGAUGAUCAACGUUUACACGGAGAAAGAAGCUCUGAAGGUGGCGGAGGAAAUCUUCAGAGAGAUCCGCUGCAAGCAGGACGCGGACGAACUGGUUGAAGAGGCUAAAAAAGCAGGUUUGUGUUCGGCCGCUGAAGGAUCCAGUGAAGAGGAACACUUCGUGGACAGACACAGGACUGAGCUGAUCCAGAGAGUCACCACCGUUGCGCCCAUUUUGGACAAGCUCUUAAUAGCCAAAGUUAUCCAAAAUGAAGCUUAUGAUGAGAUAAUGCUGCUGCGGCCCUCCCAGAACCAGAUGAGAAGGGUGUAUGGAUCUGUACAAGGAGCUGGCAGGAGCGCAAAGGAUCUCUUCCUCCAAAUCCUGAAGGAUCAGCAACCUUUCCUCAUCGAUGACCUGAUGAAAAAAUAAAUCCUGGAGGAAAAUUAAAUCUAUUUUAAACAUAGAAUGAAAAAAACACAUUAAAACCACUUUUAUUCUAGAAGAAUAAAGAGUUGCUUCAUUUGUUUC
This is a messenger RNA of Xiphophorus hellerii (green swordtail), 1251 nucleotides long. Its product is annotated as NACHT, LRR and PYD domains-containing protein 1b allele 3. NCBI's taxonomy places the organism in Eukaryota, Metazoa, Chordata, Actinopteri, Cyprinodontiformes, Poeciliidae. The transcript is spliced from 6 exons. The record is from RefSeq and is a predicted model, not a curated record. Gene Ontology annotation, biological process: inflammatory response; regulation of apoptotic process; innate immune response. Bases 16 to 1152 code for a protein of 378 amino acids.